AUUUAUAGAAAAUGGAAAGUAAUGACAAGAAUUUAAUGUACAAAUCUGCAGAGAAAUAAAAUAAAGGUGCUCUGAAUAAAUUGUGUUAAGUAAAACAGGCAAUACCUUUAGGUGAUUUCUGACAGAAGUAUCGAAUCUUCAGAUCACAUGUUCAUACACUAAUAAAAAGAUCAACGUUUUUUGUGAGCAGUAUUUAUUAUUUAUUUUCUUCUAUUUGUAUGAAAAAGUAAACGCGAUGAGAUUCUUUGUCAUCAAAGCGUUAUUUUAUUUAAUUUGCGGAGGACAAUUACUUGCUCAGUGCCAACAACUUUAUACGUUCCACAAGGAUCUCUCCCCCGAUGACAGACUGCACUACUUCGGCAAAGGAGAAAUAGAAGAUGUGCCAUCCUAUGAAUUCACGUCGCCGCAACCUGUCGAUAAACGGCGCAAAAGAAGUGACGUCGAUGACGUCAGUAAAGAAUACACCGUUGACGUCUUUGGAGAAGCUUUACACCUUAUCCUUGAUCGAAACAAAGACAUUUUAAGCCAUGGCUGUGUAGUAAAACAGGUUGGGAGCAACUUUACAAAGGUCACACCGUGCAGAUCUGAGGAAACCAACUGCUUCUUCACCGGAAGUGUUGGUAACCAUAGCAACUCAUGGGUGGCAGCCACCAUAUGUGGGGGUGUUCACGCCAUGGUCGGUUUACCAGAAAGGACAGUUGUUCUUCAACCAAUCAAAUCACAUCACGUGACAAGAGCACGGCGGGAUACCAACAUGGCCGACCCACAUAUAGUUUACGUACUGCCGAUGGCAAAUCCAGUUGAUGAAUUUGAGGAGAACUCCGAACAGACACUUCAACCAGCCCGUGCAAAGCGAGCAACGGGACGUCGUUACGUGGAAACCACCGUCGUCGUUGACCACACGUCGUUCAAUUUUCAUGGGAGUGAAACUGAGAAAGUGGUGAAAACUAUCAUGAAUAUAAUGGCUAAAUUAUUUCUGGACCCAAGCCUUCAGUCUGAAAUACACUUUUCUCUCAACAAACUCAUGAUUCUAGAACAUGACGAAAUUGGUCUAGACAUAGAGACGGACUUUGCAGUAACCCUGGACAACUUCUGCAUGUGGCAGACCUCCUGGAACCCGUCACGUGACUCCGACCCGGAACACUCAGAUUACGUCAUUCUACUAACCAGACGUGACCUUGAGCUCCACGGGGUCAAGGCCACAGCGGGUCUAGCGAGGAAGGGAAUGUGCGGAUUGAGAACCAAGUGUUCGGUCGUCGAGGAGAACGGGCUGGCAACGUCGCUCAUACUCGCGCAUGAGACGGGGCAUGUUCUUGGUCUACAACACGACGGCGAGGGUAACGAGUGUGAGGACGGUAAAAACAUCAUGGCGAAGUGGUCGGCAACUGGGCCGGAAGCCCUGAAGUGGUCAUCCUGCAGUGCUAGGGACCUUCGGGAUUUCUUAAGCUCGACGGUCUCUGGUUGCCUUGACGACGCGCCUUCCGCUGGAACGGAAGUGUCCGCCGAUUCGCGGGUGUAUACAGGAACUGUGUAUUCGGCGGACGCCCAGUGCCGUCUCAUGAAGGGACCGGAAGCCGAAGUGUGCGAGGGUGUUGUAGGCGAUAAAGUGGAGGACGUGUGCGGGAGCAUCGUGUGUCGUCCGAGGCCGGACACCGGCAUUCACACAUGCAUUAUCUACUCUGCGCCGAGAAUGGACGGAACAGAGUGCGGCGACAGAAAGUGGUGUUUGAGCGGGAAGUGUGUGGACAUGGGACCGGGAUCGCCGGAACCCGUCCACGGAGCCUGGUCGGACUGGGAGGCCCAACAUAGAGCGUGCUCCAGGACAUGUGGCGGCGGGGUCAAGGUCACAAAGCGCCGAUACUGUAACAAUCCGGUACCUAGAUAUGGAGGCCGGCCUUGCACUGGAAGUGACGUCUUGGCAGAGUUAUGCAAUGUGCAGGAAUGCCCUCUGACGUCUCAGCUAGACUUCCUUUCUGAACAAUGCGCACGCACGGACAGUCGACCGAUUCAAGGCAACCGGAAAUACCACUGGAUACCAAACAUUGGCCUUUCUGGCGACGACGGGUGUAAAAUCAACUGCCAGGCGGAAACCACAAUGUUUUUCAUGAAGCGUGGUAUAAAUGUGGACGGCACGGAAUGUUUGACGUCAUCACCGUCAGAGUUCGGCCGCUGUGAACGAGGACGUUGCAAGGAUUUCGGGUGUGACGGUCACAUGUCAUCUGGUCACGUGUUUGAUAAGUGUGGGCGUUGUCAUGGGCGUGGCGACACGUGUAGGGGAAUAUCCGGCACACUCAACAGGGGCCGACCCACGGGUGGAGAUUUCGUCAAAGUUGUGGACAUUCCAGCUGAGAGCUCCGGGGUGACAAUCUCACAGAAAAACAAAUACUGCUGGCUAAGUGUGACGGUUAACGGUGAAAGUCUGUUCGCGCAGACAGAUUCCCGCCAUUCCGGCUUCUACACUGUCGGGGGCGUGACCCUGAAAUACAACUCCCGCCCCGAGAGGAUAACCAUCAUAGGACCAGUCAAGUCAAUCGUCACUGUGCAGGUUUUCCAAAAGUAUGGUAACGAGUAUGUCGGUGUGGAACCGGACGUUGAAUACGAGUAUCACGUGCCAACCUCGCACCAGAGCACGAACUACAUGUGGAAAACACGUGCUGGCACGUGCUCUAAGUCAUGCGGAACUGGCACGCAGUCCCCAGUGAUCACGUGUGAAAGUAGCGUGAGCGGGACGGUGGACGAUUAUAACUGUAACAUCGCGGAGAAACCACGUGACAACACUGAUCCCUGCAAUACGCACGCAUGCCCACCGAGGUGGAGGGUGGACGCCUGGGGCGAAUGCUCCCGGUCUUGUGGCGGUGGACAGAGGAACAGGGCGGUUGACUGUGUCGAGGAAAACAGUAACGUGGAAUCAGUGAUUGAUGAACACCGUUGCCAAGGACAACAGAAGCCAAGGGCGAGCGCAACGUGUAAUAUUGAUGCGUGCCCCGCAAUAUGGAAAGUAGGGGCGUGGUCACAGUGUUCUGAAAGUUGUUCACGCGGGACAAAAACUCGGACAGUAGAGUGCUUUACCAGCGAGGACACGUCUAGUCCGGUAGCGGAUUCCAACUGCUUUGCGGGAAACAAACCCUCCGCGGAGGAAUAUUGUGUGGUGCGGCCGUGCAAUACUGACAUUGUGGGCUCUGCUUGCAAAGACUCAGUGGACGACUGUUUUGGGCUCUACGGCGAGGCUGUAUGUACGGGCGGGUAUCGGACAUGGGCCCUGAAAAACUGCAUGAAGUCGUGUGGCGUCUGCUCCACGACUGCAACCACAACAGCCACCUCAGACUGUAAGGAUGAAGUGGACAGCUGUGGUAACUACGCGGACGGAUUCUGCACCAGCUCCCAGUACGGCGGCUGGGCUCAGAAAAACUGCGCCAAGUUUUGCGGACUCUGUACAACCACAAUUACUGUACCCAGCUGUAAGGAUGAGGUGGACAACUGUGACCAGUACGCCGGGGGAUUCUGUACCAGCUCGCAGUACGGCGGGUGGGCGCUGAAAAACUGUGCCAAGUUCUGUGGACACUGCACAACUACAGUUUCAGGUUGUAGUGACGUUGAGGCGGACUGCGCGGCGUAUGGAUCUGGCAUCUGUACAGAGUAUCGUCCCUGGGCCUCCAAACACUGUCAGGCAUAUUGUGGGCUGUGUGGUGCCCGAAGAAAACGUGAUCUUCGAGAUAUUCUUGUCCCUCCGAAAUUUUCAGAAGUUCCUCCAACGCUUGCUCUUCGAGAAGAAAAUAUGGGCCAAGUUCCCCCAAAAAUCAUUAUCGGAAAUGACGUCAUUUCCGCUCCUGAUGACGUCAUGUUACCACGUGCAUCACCGGAAGAUGGACCUUCACUGCAGCCAUUAUGUAACACGGUCAGAACAGCAUCUGUUGGAAGCAUUGAUGUGAAAGGGAAACUUUUGAAAGGUGAGGAAUGUGAACAGGUUGUUGCAGUUGACCUGCACAACCGGGUCAAGGUCACUCUCAACAUGGCGGGUGUGGACUGCACAACAGGCGAUGAACUUACCAUCAAAGAUGGCGUCACACAGAAAACGUUUUCAGCAUGCACAACUCCGCUUCAAACUGAUUGGCUGUCUGACGGAAACAUUGUUAUUUUGAAAUUCAAGGCGGGGGUCGAAGGGCAUGGCCAUUCCUUCCGAUAUACAACGGUGCCACAAAAUAUAACAAUCCCAGCAUGCAGACAGCACUUUACGUCAGCAGUUGGAAAAAUAACGUCAAACAGUUACACCUACCCGUAUCAUGACGUCGGAAGCAGUGACGUGUGUGAAAUAUAUGUCACGGGAACGCCUGGCAAGAAUGUUCAGCUCGUGUUUGACAAGUUCGAUAUGACAGAUGGAGUUACUCCGGAUAAAUGUGUAAAAAUUGAAGAUUUGGAAGAUGGCGAAACUGACGUUUAUUGUGGAAGAAUGUCGCCGUUUAUCUGGAAGUCACGUGGUUCAAAAGUCCGACUGAUUUACGAUCAGGUGACCGGAAGUGACGGUUUUACGACAACUUUCUCGUGGUCAUAGACUUCUUUACCAUCAGAUUACCGAUUAAGCAAGUUUAACGACACCAACUGAAAUAAUGUAUGCUUUGUGAUAUCUUGCUACCAAACAUGGACAUAGGUAUUACUUGCCAUUUGAACAUAAUUGUCGACUGGAUGUAAUUUCAUUGUGAGUCAGCAUACUCUAAAAAUAAUAUGAGUAAAAUUGCAGUUUAUUUUUACUUGCGGAGUUCAAACAUUCUAGAUACCGGUGUGCCACAUAAUUAUGUAUGUGCUUUAUCUUACAUUUAGUUGUAUGCAAAUCGAUUUAUGUUGAUUCAUUUAUCUGUUAAGACAUGCUUUUUCAAGGCUCUGAAAUAAAACUAUGCACUAC
This is a messenger RNA of Mya arenaria, 4897 nucleotides long. RefSeq names its product A disintegrin and metalloproteinase with thrombospondin motifs 10-like. The record is from RefSeq and is a predicted model, not a curated record. Gene Ontology annotation, molecular function: metalloendopeptidase activity. Bases 236 to 4549 code for a protein of 1437 amino acids. Gene Ontology annotation, biological process: extracellular matrix organization; proteolysis. Gene Ontology annotation, cellular component: extracellular matrix. The transcript is spliced from 33 exons. Lineage: Eukaryota; Metazoa; Mollusca; Bivalvia; Myida; Myidae.